Molecule: messenger RNA, 1192 nt
Organism: Solanum lycopersicum (tomato)
Lineage: Eukaryota; Viridiplantae; Streptophyta; Magnoliopsida; Solanales; Solanaceae
Product: kinesin-like protein KIN-14E
Source: RefSeq, a predicted model, not a curated record
AGAAACAAAAUAACAAGGCAAAACAAGAAGUGAAUCAUAUUUGCUGGAGAAAAACUUUUCAAGCGGUGUCUUAUGAAGCGAGGAAUACAACCACUGGAAAAGAGCCAAAUUUUCAAAAACUUUGGGAAAUAACUCACAUGAAGCCAAAUGGGCAAUGGGUUACUAGUGCUUCUGCUGAAGUCAAUGACAAAGUGAAAGACGUUAUUGCUGAAAAAAUUCAAGAUAUUGACGAGGGUACCGAUGUGGAUCCUAUUAUUAAUGCUGCAUUUGUGCAAAUAAUGGCAGAAAAAUCAAAGUACAUUCUUGGUAAAGGAUCUGGAAUUAAGUCAGCAAGUAGAAUAUCUAGAAAUGAAAUUCAAGAACAACUUCGAGCACAACAAAAGGAAGCAGAAGAAGAACGCUAUAAACGAGAGAGUGUAGAGAUCAAACUAAUGGAAGUUAAGAAUCAACUUGAAGAGGAGGGAAAGAACCGAGAAGUAAUGGAAUUUCGUUUAGUGCAUGACCAAAAAUUGUUAAAAGAGAGCAUGAUGGCGCUAGUAUCUCAUUUGAAGAAUCCCAAGAAUGACCUUCCUGCUUCAAUUUUCAAUAUCUUUACAACUUCAACUACUUCUAAUGAGACAAGUUCUACAUGUCUAAUGAAUAACAAUUGGGAAGAUUUACAUGUAAAGAAAAAUCAAGAAUCACAGAUGCAGAAAGAGUUGGAUAACUUGAAAGACGUCUUGAAUUUUGAGAAGCAAAACUUAGAAAUGGCUAUUUAUGAUUGUGAUAAAUUCAAUACAUUGUGCAAUGAAAAAGAUGUAGAGCUUAAGGCUGCCCUAACAGAGAAGCGAAACUUAGAAAUGCGGCUUCCAAAGUUGAGUUCUCAAGGUUCAAAGAAAACUACUCCGAAAGAAUUGGCCGACGCAAAUAAUCAGGUCUUUGAUAAGAUCCAUGAAGAGUUGAAAGCUUGUUGUAUGUUGCGUACCGCAGAAGAAACAAAAAAGAGGCUUUUGAGUGAAAAAUCAUCACUUGAGGAAAAAAUUGUAGAGAUUAAAAAGAAGAAAUCAAGUGAGGAUGAACAUGCAUAAUUGAACUAUUGCUUCAAUACAAGUACUAUUGGAAGAUUGGACAAUUCAAAAGUUAUAACUAGCUAGUAGGAUUAAAAUAUAACUAAUGACUUACUUAUUAUUUUCUACUAAAAGUACAAACACAU